CACGCUCUGUUAUCAUAUAUUUCGCCAUUAUCCAUCACCUCUCGAGGACACGUUGACCACCAACUACAUCGGAGGCUGGAAGUGCUCCCCGGUGCUGCUCCUGAGUGCUGAAAGGCGGUGCGGCAAGUCUUAAAUAAGGGUGGCCAAACCCUCACAGCUUUGCCCCACAUUCAUCCUGGUCUGUACUUCCACCCCCCUAGAGAUGGAUGACUGGAACCUGGACCGGCUUGGAGAGGAGAGUGGUGAUGAGGACGAGGGGACGGAUGUCACCUGGUCCUUCUCGGGUAAUACAGGCACAGUGUUCCUCAUCGAUGCCGCCAAGGAGAUGUUUGACAGGCUGCCUGGUGAGGAGGAGGAGGACACCCCCUUCACCAGGGCCAUCAAGGCCGUCCAUGCCUCCAUGAUGAGGAAGGCCAUCUCCAAGCCCUAUGAUCUGAUGGCUGUGGUUUUCUUCAACACGAGGGAAGCCAAGAACCCACUCGGCUACUCCAGUGUCUACGUCCUUCAGGAGCUGCAGAGGCCCAGCGCUGAGAAUGUCCUAGCCAUGGAGGAAUUCAUUGACAUGAAGGACAGUCAGUUUGAGACCAAAUUUGGCCACUCAAUCACUGCCAGCAUUCACGACUCUCUGAGGACCUGCCAAAGUGUCUUCAACACCAGCGAGAAGCGUCACGCAGGGAGGAGCAUCCUGCUGUUUACCUGCCGUGAUGACCCUCAUGCCGGAGAUGACCAGCGGCGGCGGCAGGCAGUCACCAAGGCCAAGGAUCUGAAGGAGUCCUCUAUUGCCCUGGAGAUCCUACACAUGGGGACCUCCUUUGAUGUCACCAAGUUCUACAAGGACCUGAUCCUCCCUGAUGACACUGAGGAGGAGGAGCAGCAGCAGGGAGAAGAACUCACUCGGGAAAGAAGAACUCUGGCCAACCCAACCACUCGUUUUGAGGAGCUGAUGAAGCGAGUCAGUCAGCUGGAGAACAAACAGAGAGUGGCUGGCAAACUGGUCUUCACUCUUGCUCCUGGCGUCACUGUGGCUGUUGGAAUUUAUUCGGUUGUUAAGAAAUCAAGGAAGCCAACCAAGAAGAGGCUGUGGAAGAAUACCAACCAGGAAUUGAAGUCCAUCCACAAGGACUACUUGAUGGACACUGGAGAGCUGGUGUCUCGCUCGGACUAUGAGUAUUACCAGAAGUAUGGCAACAGGAAAAUUGGUCUCACCAUGGACGAGGCGCAGAACAUUGGCAAUGUGUACAAGCCGGGCAUGCAGCUGCUGGGCUUCAAGCCAUUCAGCUGGCUCAAGAAUAUCUACUACUACAAGGAGGCCAAGUUCAUCUAUCCCAAAGAGGAGAUGCUCAAGGGGAGCACUAAGGUUUUCACAGCGCUGCUGGAGCGCUGCCAGGCCCGCAACAUGAUAGCCCUGGUGCGUCUGGUGGUGAGGCAGCGCACGUCUGUCGCCCUGGCUGCCCUCGUCCCCCAGAAGGAGGUGCUGGAUGAGACAAACGCACAGAUGUUCCCCCCAGGCUUCUUGGUGUACCAUCUGCCAUUUGCUGACAACUUUGGCACAGUGGAGAUCAAGAGCAGGUCACGAGCCAAGGAGAGGCAGGUGGACGCAGCAAAGAGAGUCAUCAAGAAGCUGCAGUUUGAAUAUCAGCCUGAGAACUUUGACAAUCCAGAUAUUGAGACCAUGUGGGAGAUUAUCAAGGCUCUGGCCCUCAACCGCUCCCAGCUGGAACCAGUUGUGGACUAUACGGUUCCCAACAAUGAGCAGAUGGAGAAGCGAGCCGGACCACAGCUGAGGGAGUUUGACAGACUAGUGUUCACCUCAACCGUGAGCCAGUCAGCCAAGAUUCAGUCAGCCACUAGCGCCCUCCUGGCCUCCAAGAGAGUCAAGAUAGACAAUGACAACCUGGAUGUGGAGACCAUGGUUAGGAGAGGACAGGCACAACAGCUGACAGUCCCAGUGCUCAAGUCGUGGCUGACAGCACGUGGCAUGAGCAUCACUGGGAAGAAGAAGGCUGAGCUGAUGCAGGCUGUCAUUGAUGCUGUGUGUGCAUAGUGAGUGAGUGUAUGUGCAUGUGUGCGUGCGUGCAUGCGUGUGUGUGUGUGUGUGUGUGUGUGUGUGUGUGUGUGUGUGUGUGUGUGUGUGUGUGUGUGUGUGUGUGUGUGUGUGUGUGUGUGUGUGUGUGUGUGUGUGUGUGUGUGUGUUAGUGCACUUAAUUAUGAAGCAUAGAAGGGUAAGUAAGUGUGUAUGUGUGUGAGUUGGAUGCCAUUCCUGAUAUUGAGCAUCGCAUGAUAUAAGAAAAAUUCUGAUAUGUGAUAUAUAUAUUUUUUUCCCGAAAGUUCAGAGUUAGUACAAAGGAACUGCAGUUUUUUCCUGGAGAGUGAAGUGGAAACGUUAGGUCCUGUAGGUGGCUGUUGUUAUUGGUUCCGGUUUGAGGGUUCAGUUCUUCUGGUGAUGUGUUUAUGGUUAAGUUCUAUCACCCUUUGACUGCUUAUGACCAGUGGUUUGAGUAACUGUACAUGAUUUUACGGACACUUUAUUAAUGUACGUACUUCUUUUUUCUGUCAGUGGUGCCUCUCAAUGUUAUUCAUUAAGCUUGCACCAUGACAUUCCAUCGAAGGAGAAGCCAUAGCAGUCAAAUGGUAAAGUUCUGGGUCUCAUUUAUUAUUGUAAAAGGAUAAAUGGCCUCAUGAGUGGAGUAGUAUUCCAAAGAGAGAAAUUUGUCAGUGAAAAGAGUAGUACUUCAAUUUUUAGGUCACAUGAACUAUUCUUAAAAGAGAAAUAACCACUGAAUGGAGUGGUGUUUUCCAGUUAACUUUUUGGAUCUUUUGAGUUAUUCCAGAAAGACAAAUUGAGGAUGAGCAGAGUAGUAUUUUAAGUUAUGAGUCUUACAAAUCCUUAUAAAAAAUUGCUAAUAAUUGAGUAACAUUUAAGUUAUGAGUCUUACAAAUUAGUCUAAACAGACAUGUCAGUGAAUGGAGUAAUGCUUAAGUUAGAAAUUUUGGGUCUUCAUGAACUAUUCCAAAAAAAGUUAAAUUCUCCGAGAUUAACAGAGUAGUACAUAUUCUGUAGUUGUGGUUCCCUGCUUACCUGAGGUCCUUACUCAUUAACUUGCACAGGUAUGUGGAGUGCAAUCAUUACAGAAGUGUGUUUUCUUUUAGUUUUUAUAUUCUUUUAUACCAUGAAAACUAAAAUAGUAUUAAAAAAAAAAAAAAAAAAAAGACAGACCAUGUCCUAUAACUUAAGGUAAUUAGGCAGCAAUCAACUAAAUGUCUUUGUGCCUUACUUAGUAUCUUCACCAAAUGUCAGUCCUGUUCCAUGAUUAAAAAAGAUUGUUUAUUGAUUGCGUGUGAUUAUACUACAUUGUUUUUAGUCUCAAGCAUUGUAAAAGCACCAAUAAUAGUAUUAGUUAUCAUGCUCCUUUUACAUAGUACUGUGCUGGUAGUGGAUAGUGUUAUAAGUUUGUCUUACUAGGACUGUAAUUAAUUUAAUUUAUCAGCUGUCAAUUACAACAAAAUAACUUGUCUUACUAGGAGUAUAAUUCACUACUUAAUUUAGCUGUCAAUGCCAACAAAAACAAAAUAACUUGUCUUACUUACUAGGGGUAUAAUUCAUUACAUGAUUCAACCAACUGUCAAUGCCAACAACAGAAAAAAAAAAAAAGCUUUGUAAUUAAGGUAAUAAACAGAGUUUUAUGAUGAUC
Molecule: messenger RNA, 3692 nt
Organism: Scylla paramamosain (green mud crab)
Lineage: Eukaryota; Metazoa; Arthropoda; Malacostraca; Decapoda; Portunidae
Gene: Irbp
Product: X-ray repair cross-complementing protein 6-like
Exons: 13
Coding region: 203-2044 (613 amino acids)
Biological process (GO): telomere maintenance; double-strand break repair via nonhomologous end joining
Cellular component (GO): Ku70:Ku80 complex; nucleus
Molecular function (GO): DNA helicase activity; double-stranded DNA binding; damaged DNA binding
Source: RefSeq, a predicted model, not a curated record